AUGAUGGCCCUAACAAACGACUCUGGGGCGUUACCUAAUGAGCCGACAUUCGUGCAACUCCUCCAGGUCUCCCGUCGUGUGAAUCAUAUCAUCAUACAUGAUCCGCGGGCAGAAGUCGAAGCUGACUAUGGCCAAUUCCUUACCGACGUGCUCCGAACACGCGAGGAUUUACGUCAGUCACUUCCGGAAACGCUCCUGGAUGGGAACGGAAUGCUCAGGGACGAAAAUCCAUUCAUCUUCUUGCUAUCCGAAGGAAACUACAGCUUCAUAGUUGGGGCAUUCUCGAUUCUGUCGAUCGGAGGCGCAUUCGUGCCGUUAUCAUGGACAAUUCAAGAACAUGUUACUUCUCGCGGUCUCCAAGCCAAGGUAACCGAGAUUCGCGUGAAGAGUUUGCCUAGGAUCGACCUCUCUGCCUCUUCUCUCCGUGUUGAGAAGGGUAUAGUAAUUCCCUCUCACCGGCCCAGCAUGUUGUUGUUUACCUCUGGCACGAGUGGGCCACCAAAAGGCGUGGCGCACAACCGAGGACUCUUCUAUGAUAUCCACACCACCAGCUCGCCCAGUAAGGUCUUUUUAAGUCACCGACAUCACUUGUGGAUUGGGGGGGUGAUGCCUCUGAUUAGGCAUCCCUUGGCAGGGGCACGAUUGGAAGUCAUUCAACCCGACCCCUGCGUGUUGUGGGAACGUCUUCGCAAGGGCGGGGUGACCAUUUUAGCAGGAACCCCGCGCCUUUGGAACCAGUACCAUCUCCAGAACCUCCCGUCUGCCGAGCGCCAUCCGUACGUCUCAGGGGUCCGAAGUCUACGCAGCGCUCAGGUCGGAGGCGGUAUGCCCCAUCCAUCACUUCUGCGAUUCUGGCGCGAAGACAUAGGCCGAUCACUGAGGGUGUCAUACGGAGCUACCGAACUUGGUGGGAGAGGCCUAAAGACUGCUCCCGGGGCGGACGUCAUUAUCGAGGUUAGUUCCAAAAAGCUCUUUCCAGUCACCUCUUCCAUCUCACGUUUCUGGGCGGACAAUGCAGCGUUGUAUUGGGAGACCACAGCCAGGAGUCACCGUUCGGCUCUCACAAGGAGACCAUGGAGAGAUUCAGGUUAA
Molecule: messenger RNA, 1092 nt
Organism: Aspergillus fischeri NRRL 181
Lineage: Eukaryota; Fungi; Ascomycota; Eurotiomycetes; Eurotiales; Aspergillaceae
Exons: 2
Coding region: 1-1092 (363 amino acids)
Biological process (GO): fatty acid biosynthetic process
Molecular function (GO): very long-chain fatty acid-CoA ligase activity
Source: RefSeq, a predicted model, not a curated record